This is a messenger RNA of Oryza sativa Japonica Group (Japanese rice), 3471 nucleotides long. NCBI's taxonomy places the organism in Eukaryota, Viridiplantae, Streptophyta, Magnoliopsida, Poales, Poaceae. The record is from RefSeq and is a predicted model, not a curated record.
AGGGGGGGAUCUCCCUCUCUCUCGACUCGAUGCGCGGCAAGCGGGGAGCGGCGGCGGCGGCGACGGCGGCGUUGCCGGAGCAGCAGGCAGUGCACGCGCGCCUCGAGAAGUCGGCGAGGCCGGACGUGCUCUACGCCACCGGCGUGAUGCGCGCCUACCUCCGCGCGAGCCUCCCGCUGCAGUCCCUCCGCCUCCUCGCCGGGCUCCUCCCGCGCGCGCCGCGGCUCCUCGCCACCUCCUUCUCGCUCUCCGUCGCGCUCCAGGCGUGCGGGUCCGCGGCGGCGCCCGUGUCCGUCGGCGCCGCGCUCCACGCGCGCGCGCUCAGGUCGGGGUUCGCCGCCGCCGACCUCUUCGUCCGCACCGCGCUCGUCGAGAUGUACGCCAAGGCGGGGCGCGUCGACCUCGCGCGGGACGCCUUCGACGAGGCGCCCCUGCGCGACGUGUUCCUCUGCAACGUCAUGCUCGCUGCGUACGUCUCGCGCUCCGAGGUCGCGGAGGCCAGGAAGGUGUUCGACGGAAUGCCGAUGAGGGACUUGGUGUCCUGGAACACGAUGAUCCAUGGGUACGCCAUGAGAGGGGAGGUCGGCUUGGCGAGGGAGAUAUUCGACGGGACGGAGGACAGGGAUGCCUUCUCCUGGAGCUCGAUGAUCUCCGCUUACGCUAAGAGCCGGCGAUCCAAGGAAGCGCUGGAGCUGUGGCGGGAGAUGCACGCCGCCAGCAUCAUCCCGGACUGCAUUACCUUGGUGAGCGUGGUCUCGGCGUGCAGUGAUUUGGGAGCGCUGGCCGUUGGUGCAGAGGUACACCGCUUCGUGGAGAGCAACAGGAUAGAGCUGGACUUGAAGCUUGGCACUGCUCUGAUCGACAUGUAUGCCAAGUGUGGUGACAUUGAGAGUGCACAGAGAGUGUUCGACAGAAUGCCAGAGAAGGAUGUGCAAACUUGGAGUUCAAUGAUUAUCGGACUGGCCAAUCACGGGCUUGGCCAUGAGUCGCUCAGCUUGUUCUCGAAGAUGAUAUCUGAAGGGAUGAAACCGAAUGGGGUCACCUUCGUCGGUGUUCUUAUCGCGUGUACUCAUGUUGGCCUUGUGAGCGAAGGCAAGAAGUAUUUUAGAUCAAUGAAUGAAGUUCAUGGUAUAGAGCCAACAGUUGAGCACUAUGGAUGUAUGGUUGAUCUUCUGGGGCGUUCAGGCCAUGUUGAGGAGGCAAGACAACUCAUCAGGAGCAUGACAUUCGAACCCGACACAAUUAUCUGGAGAGCACUACUUGGGGCCUGUCGCAUCCAUAAGAAUGUGGAGAUUGCAGAGGAAGCCAUGGCCAAACUGCGAGUUCUGGAUCCUCUUGGUGAUGGACACUAUGUGCUAUUGUCAAAUAUAUAUGCACAGGCAAACUCUUGGGAAGGUGUUGCAGAAAUGAGGAAGACGAUUAGAAGGGACAAUAUUCAGAGGAUUCCUGGAAGAAGUUCAAUUGAAUGGGAUGAAAAGAUUCAUGAGUUUGUCUCUGGUGAUAGAUUGCAUCCAAGGUCCAAGGAGAUCUACAGAGUGUUGGAAGAGAUGAUGGAUCGGUUAAAACAAGCAGGUUAUAAGCCUAUGACAGGUUUGGUAUUGCAAGAUAUUGAUGAGCAAUCUAAGGAACGCUCCUUGGCUGAACAUAGUGAGAAGCUGGCCAUUGCUUUUGCGCUGCUAACUACCCCUGCGAGGUCAACUAUUCGAAUAACGAAGAAUCUUAGAGCUUGUGAAGAUUGCCAUUCAGCUAUGAAGUUGAUCUCCUUGGUGUAUGAUCGCAAGUUGAUUGUUAGAGACCGGAACCGUUUCCAUCAUUUCAGUGAAGGGCAGUGCUCAUGCAAGGAUUACUGGUGAACUUAACAUGCUUUUACCAAAACAAGACACAAACUUACACAUUCAACACAUAACUUCAAAGGAACACAAGAUGAGGGAAUCAGGUUUGGACGGAUAGGGGGAAGGUUUUCACUGGAGGAAUUUAGCCCCAGCUAAUUCUUGAUGUCAAUUGCAUCUCCUACAGAAACAAGGUUUAAUGAACAAUCGGGAGGCAGAGAUCUGAUCAACAGCCGCAACAUCUCUCUCUCUCUCUCUCUCUCUCUCUCUACUAAAUCAUUGGGCAGUACCAAAUCAUUGGGCAGUCACACUGGUGCGCAUAUGUUUUUGCUUUAGAGUCAGGAGCUCCAUUUUCUAAUCUUCCGCUUGCAAGAAGUAAGCCUCUCACGGACAUUUAUCCACUAAUGCAAUCAUUCGGUGAACCUAACACUUACAAAAAUGCCUUUCUGUGUUUUCUCUGCCUUGCAGGACUGAAAGUUGCCUAAAAGUGACUAGUAAAAGAUCGCUCUGAUUAUUGGGUGAUGUCGGCCAACCUCGUCAGAAAGCUCUUUUGGUGGCUUCUGGAUUGGGUCUUAACCAGGCAGGCUUCAGAGCAUGUAGAGCAACGACGGCCAUCGGAUCAUCAGAUUGUACGGCUCAGAUGGCACAUGAACCUUGCUCCUAAUAGCCACAUGAUCUCAUCAGCAAGUAUUCCAAUGCUCCAGUGGGCGAUUCUCCGUGAUGAGAUUCGCAGGGUUUGACGUGACAACCCAAGUUUGUUUUUGCUGCAGGGGAAUCUGAUAAACCCAAGUCUGCACGGGCGCAUCAUCACCCGACUAAAAUACUCCGAGAAGCAAGAGCGCAGUAAAAGGAAAGGGAAAUAAUAUUGCUUGCUGAAACUGAAAGACCCUUUGCCUUGUCCUACUACUUCCAUGAGCAGGAAAAAAACAUAUUGGGUGGUCAUUUCGUGUGCUCAAUUGUUUAUGCAGAUGUCCAGGUCAAGAAACAGUAAAAAGGACAAUUAUUCUACUGCACACAAGGGGGAGAGUUAUCCAAAGAGAGGUAUUAGCAGCCAAGUUAAAAAAAAAAUUAGUGCUAUAUCGCAGCCGGAGAGGAGUUCAGACGGCAACAUCAAUGGCGCAAGAGGCGUUGAACAGCAAGAGGAAGAAAGCAAGAGAGUAAAAAAAACACAAAAGAAAGGAUUUCUGCUGAAACUCUGUGGGUUGCGAAGCUCACCUCGUGGAGGCGGACGACAUUGGGGUGCUUGAGCAGCUUCAACGUGGCGAUCUCCCUCUUUAUCUGAGCAAGAAAUUAAUUAACCAGCCGGCCAAGCAAAGGAACAGGAACCCGGAUGAGCAAUCAAUCAAGGUUAAUUCACCUGUUCGUCGAUCUUCAUGGCGAGGAUGCGUUGGCGGUCGAGGAUCUUGAUGGCGAAGGCGGCGCCGGUGUCGGCGUGGCGCGCCAGCUUCACCUUGCCGAAGUGCCCCUCUCCCAGCGCCCGCCCCAUCUCGUACUUCCCCAUCCGCAUUGCCGGCGCCCGCCGCGGAUGGGAGGGCCGCCGUCUCCGGCGCGCGCGCGCGCGGUGGCGGAGUUCGACACUCGCGAGAGGAGAGGAGAAGAGAAGGUUUGGUGGCGGCUUUGGGGGGAGUUGGAGGAAGGGCGU